Aspergillus clavatus NRRL 1 is the source of this 747-nucleotide messenger RNA. Its product is annotated as unc-50 family protein. The record is from RefSeq and is a predicted model, not a curated record. Bases 1 to 747 code for a protein of 248 amino acids. The transcript is spliced from 3 exons. Lineage: Eukaryota; Fungi; Ascomycota; Eurotiomycetes; Eurotiales; Aspergillaceae. Gene Ontology annotation, cellular component: Golgi membrane.
AUGGACUUUGAGAUGGCUAUCUGGGAGAUGACAUCACUAUUAAUAGCGCCUAAGAAGGUCUUCAAAUCGAUUUAUUACCAUCGCAUUAUGUUUCCAGAAACGAAAAACACCUGGCACCGUCCAGACCCGUCGUUCACCUAUCUUCUGUCCUUCUUUCUCCUUCUCACAGCUCUCGCAUGGGGCCUCGCCUAUGCGCCCUCAUUCGGAUCGAUCGCCCGCCUUUCGCUCCUCUUCAUCUUUCUCCAUUUCAUCGGGUCGUCUCUAGCGGUGUCGACCGCCGCAUACUUUGCCAUUCCGCGCCUCUUCGGGCCUGAGGGCGCAGCCGCGUCCCUGACUGGUUUCAGAGGAUCGCGAGGUCGCAGGCGCGGCGCAGCUCAAGGCCUCUUCACACAGCCGGGCGAGAAGGAUCAGUUGGAGUUUGGAUACUGCUUUGACGUCUCGAAUCGGGCGUUCUUCCCUCUAUAUCUCCAUCUCUACGUGGUCCAGUUUCUGCUGCUGCCACUCCUUACCCGCAGCCCGAGCAAUUUCCUGGCCACCUUCCUGGGCAACACGCUCUACCUUUCCGCACUGACCUACUACACCUACAUCACCUUCUUGGGGUACAAUGCGCUCCCCUUCCUGCACAACACCGAGCUCCUCCUGCUCCCGAUCCUGUUUCUGGUCAUCGUGUGGCUGGUGAGUCUGAUUGCGGGCUGGGGGGUGGUGAUGCACGGCCAUAGCGUGGUAGGGUUGUUCUGGGGGGUCUGA